UCCACAGUUACUCCUUGAUUAUGGUUUUCUCUAUCAAUUAAUCUUUACAAAAAUGGCGGAUACUGAUCUUGUUGGAAGAAGAUUUGCCAUUGCUGUCUUAGAAAGCAUGCCUCCCAACUACAUUGAGGCAUUGAUUCAGAGCAAGGCCCCUGGAUGGAAGGGUAGACAUUUGCUCCCGGCACAGCACAAAAUUAUUUUAAGAAGAAGGAGCAGUUUACCGCCUCUCUACAGAGACGUUCAAGCCUGGCCAUCCACUACUCAGUCCCUCACAAAACAACUCAGACACUGGAGAGCUAGAACAAUGGCCCACAUGCAGGUCAUGGGAGAUGAUUUUUCAGCUAGAUACACCCUCUUUACUGAGGACAGUAUUCAGAAAAUUUAUCUUGAUCCUGAUGUGUUUAUUCAUAGUCAGAGUCAAAGAGAGAUUUCCUUCUCACCUCAAACAAGUUACACUCAGCUACUCGAUAUUUACUCUGAGGAAUAUAAAAAUGGUGAAGAUCAAUACGAAUAUCGCGACGCUGAUUUGGGUGACGACCUUCCCAAUGAUUACCCAGAUGAUCCAGAGGAUAUAGCCUUUUAUGAUGAUCUUGACUCAGUUGGGUGGGAAAAUCUCGAAAAUCAAAUGGAGGGAUAAUAAGUCAGACAAAGGAACAGGCAUGCCUCACUCCAAAGUGAUUGUCAUGAGACAUGUUCCGCAAAAGCCGGUUACUUUUUAUCUUUCCCAAAAGAUAAAGAUGACCGACUUCAGUUACCUCUGUAAAUAACCUUAGGGUUAGUUAACCAUAGUUAGUUUUAUGUAACUAGAGUUACUUUUACUGCAGUUACUUUGUAACCCAGGUUAGUUUUUCUUUCUUUAAUAUGCCUUCUUAGAAGUAGAAGUCAUGGUUGGAAAGAAAGGUAGAAAGAUUAGGAAGUAGGAAGUAGAGAGAGUCUGCUCAAAGGGCGUACUCAGCUACUCAAAUCCUUUGUAAUCUGCACUCUUUCAAGUAUGUAUAAAAUAUAUUUCCAGUUAAUUU
This is a messenger RNA of Rubroshorea leprosula, 1016 nucleotides long. The record is from the annotation of a GenBank genome assembly. NCBI's taxonomy places the organism in Eukaryota, Viridiplantae, Streptophyta, Magnoliopsida, Malvales, Dipterocarpaceae.